Messenger RNA from Eruca vesicaria subsp. sativa (arugula), 3012 nucleotides. Lineage: Eukaryota; Viridiplantae; Streptophyta; Magnoliopsida; Brassicales; Brassicaceae. The record is from the annotation of a GenBank genome assembly.
AUGCAAAUUAUCUCAGAAAACCUGUUCUUGCUCCUUUGCUUGAUCUCAUCAACAUGUUUCCUUGUCUUCAUCACCGUAAGAUUCCUACGGAUCUCUACCCGUUCCGCCAUGCUGCCUCCUGGACCUUCACGCUUACCGAUCAUAGGUAACAUUCACCAAGUCGGAAAACUCCCACACCGUUCAUUCGCAGACCUCUCGAGAAAAUAUGGACCAAUCAUGCAUCUCAAGUUUGGACGUUUAAACACAGUGAUCGUAACUUCACCAGAAGCUGCAAGAGAGGUUCUAAAAACACACGAUCAAACCUUGUCUGGUCGUGACCCUCCUAACUCGAUCCGGUCCAUCAAUCACGACAAGGUUUCCGUUGGAUGGCUUCAUCCAUCGUCGCCCCGUUGGAGACUAUUGAGAAAGCUAUUGGUGACUCACAUGUUCUCGCCACAACGUAUUGAAGCCACUAAAGCUCUGCGGCUGGAAAAGGUGCAAGAUCUCGUGAGCUACAUAGAUGAAAGCAGCGAGAGAGAAGAAGCGGUUCAUAUUUCUCGUGCAUCUUUCACCACAACUCUUAAUAUCAUAUCGAACAUUCUAUUCUCGGUUGAUCUCGCCAGCUACGGCUCGGAAAAAUCCAACGAAUUUCGUGACUCAGUUAUUGUAGGCAUGGAAGCUGCUGGGAGCCCAGACCUUUCUAACUUCUUCCCGUGUCUUAGGUUUCUUGAUCUGCAGGGUAAUACAAAGAAGAUGAAGUUCUCUACAGAUAACUUGUUGAAGGUUUUCCGAGGGUUCAUCGAUACUAAAACUUUGGAAAAAUCAUUGGGGAAUAACCCAAAAGAUGCUUCCAACAGCGAUUUUUUGGAUGCGCUUCUUGAUGAAGCAGAACUCGACAAUACAGAUAUUGAACACCUUCUCUUGGAUAUGUUUACAGCAGGCACGGAGACAAGCUCUAGUACCCUAGAAUGGGCAAUGACAGAGUUACUUACUAACCCUAAAACGAUGGAGAAAGCUCAGGCCGAGAUAGAACAUAUGAUAGAAAAAAACGGGUUUGUUCGAGAGCCUGAUACCUCAGAAAUACCUUAUUUACAAGCUGUUGUGAAAGAAACUUUCCGUUUGCACCCAACUAUUCCUCUUCUCCUCCCAAGGAAAGCUGAGACCGAUGUAGAGGUUUUAGGAUACGUUGUGCCUAAAGAUGCUCAGGUCUUGGUGAACCUAUGGGCCAUAGGAAGAGACCCAAACGUGUGGGAGAACCCAACUCGGUUCGAGCCAGAAAGGUUUUUGGGGAAAGAGACUGAUGUGAAAGGUAGAGAUUUUGAGCUUACACCGUUUGGGGCGGGACGAAGAAUUUGUCCAGGAUUGCCUUUGGCUGUGAAGACAGUAUCUCUUAUGCUUGUUUCUCUUCUUUACUCCUUUGACUGGAAGCUUCCAAACGCCUUCGACAUGGAUGAAACUUUUGGUAUUACUUUGCGCAAGGCCAACCCGUUACAUGCAGUUCCAGUUAAAAAGAACCGCCACUAUACGUUCUUGCUCUUUUGCUUGAUCGCAUCAUGUUUCCUUGUCUUCAUCACCGCAAGAUUCCGGCGAGUCUCUUGCCUAACCGCCACGCUGCCUCCUGGACCUCCACGAUUACCGUUCAUCGGAAAUAUUCACCAAGUUGGUAAGAACCCACACCGCUCAUUCGCCGACCUCUCAAAAACUUAUGGACCAGUAAUGAGCCUUAAACUUGGAUCUUUAAAGUCCGUGAUCAUAUCUUCACCAGAAGCUGCAAGAGAGGUUUUAAGAACACACGACCAAAUAUUGUCUAGCCGUAAGUCUACUGACUCGAUACGGUCCUUUGGUCACCAUGAAGUUUCAGUCAUCUGGCUUCCUCCUUCUGCUCGUUGGAGGAUGUUGAGGAAAUUGUCGAUAACUCAGCUGUUUUCACCGCAGCGUAUGGAAGCCACGAAAGGUCUGCGAAUGAAGAAGGUGCAAGAGCUUGUGAGCUUCAUGAAUGAGCGUAGUGAGAAAGAAGACGCUGUUGAUAUUUCUCGUGCAUCUUUCACCACAGUUCUCAAUAUCAUAUCGAACAUUCUAUUUUCAGUAGAUCUAGGUAGCUACGACGUGACAAGCAAAUCCAAUAGAUUUCGGGACACAGUUAUUGCUGCAAUGGAAGCUGCUGGGAAACCAGACACAGCUAAUUACUUUCCGUUUCUGGGGUUUCUUGAUCUGCAAGGUAAUAGGAAAAAUAUGAAGACGUGCACGGAGAGAUUGUUUAGGGUUUUCCGUGGGUUCAUUGAUGCUAAAAUGACGGAAAAAUCAUUGACUAACUAUAAAGAUGUCUCAGACAGCGACUUCCUAGAUGCACUUCUUGUCCUCAUGGAAGGAGAUGAAACAGAGCUUGACAAUAACGAUAUCGAACACCUUCUAUUGGACAUGUUUGCAGCAGGCACGGAUACAAGCUCUAGUACCUUAGAGUGGGCAAUGGCAGAGUUACUAAACAACCCUAAAUCACUAGCCAGAGCUCAGGCCGAGAUUGAUUGUGUGAUAGGCCAAAACGGUAUCGUUCAAGAGUCUGAUAUCUCAUACUUGCCGUAUUUACAAGCAGUUGUGAAAGAAACUUUUCGAUUACAUCCUGCUGCUCCAUUUCUCGUCCCACGUAAAGCUGAAGCUGACGUGAAGGUUCUUGGGUUCAUGGUGCCGAAAGACGCUCAAGUUCUGGUGAAUGUGUGGGCCAUAGGGCGAGAUCCAGCAGUAUGGGAGAAUCCGAAUCGGUUCGAGCCAGAGAGGUUUUUGGGUAAAGAGACUGAUGUGAAAGGUAGAGACUAUGAGUUAACACCAUUUGGGGCCGGGCGAAGAAUCUGUCCAGGGUUGCCUUUGGCUGUGGUGACUGUGUCACUCAUGCUUGCUUCACUUCUUUAUUUCUUUGAUUGGAAGCUUCCAAAUGGUGUUGCUUUUGAAGAUUUGGACAUGGACGAGACAUUUGGUAUUACAUUACACAAGACCAACAUGUUACAUGCCGUUCCUGUCAAGAAACGCACACAUAAAUAA